AUGAGCCAUAAAGGACGGCAGGGAAGGAUGAGCGAGUGUUCUGGAGCAGCUGUUUCGGGGGCGGUGAUCCUGGAGGAACCUGAAGCUUCAGGGGCUUCGGGGGGCCGAGUUGAGGGCCAGGCCCAGGAUCAGGGUCCCCUUCGCUGUGCGGUUUGGCCUCGCCAGCAGACAUGGCUGUGUGUGGUCCCCUUACUUAUCGGCUUCAUUGGCCUUGGAUUGAGUCUGAUGCUGCUCAAAUGGAUUGUUGUUGGUACAGUGCGGGAUUACGUGCCAACAGACCUGGUGGAUGCUAAUCGAAUAGGCCAGGAUCCUAUUUUCCUCUCCAAGCCAAGUGGGAUUCCCAAAAGUCCCGAUACCACCACCACGACAACUACUCCUACAGUUGAUGGAGGGAACCCCACAGCCAGAACUGUAACUAUUGGGAAAGGUAGAACUCGUUCCACUGCUACUACCACGACCAUGAACCCUCGAGCGGGAGGAGCCUCAGUUAGCCAAGUAACCCCACGGAAUCCAGUAAAUCGGAACGGACGUGGACCCUCUGGUUUUACUACAACCACCGCAGCGCAACGGACGACCUUGGUAAUUGGAACGGCAACGUCAAGCCCCUCGCCGUCCAACCCGACUGUCCUCCAUGACUCUACGCAGAUGUGGACGCUGGAGCAUACUACCACCGAGACGGUCUCCACCACGCUCACCACGCGUACGCACGGCCACCGCAAAACACCGUCUCCGACUGUCCCUCCGCUGCGCUCGGAGCAUUUCAAACCCUGUCAUGAGAAGGACCUGGCCUACUGCCUGAACGGUGGCGAAUGCUUUGUCAUCGAGACGCUUAGCGGGCCCCACAAGCACUGCAAGUGUCGAGAAGGCUACCAGGGGAUCCGCUGUGACCAGUUUCUGCCAAAGACGGACUCCAUCCUGUCUGACCCAAUUGAUCACUUGGGCAUCGAGUUCAUGGAGAGCAAAGAGGUGUACAAGAGACAGGUGCUGUCAAUCACAUCCAUCGCUAUGGCGAUCAGCCUCCUGGGAACCCUGUGCAUGGCCCUCUACUGCCGCAACAAGAGGCGCAGAGAGAAGCUCCAGGCCCAUCUGAAGGAGAGUCGCAGUCUGAAAAACUACACCGCUAAUUCCCAUAACGCCCUGGACUCCAAGAUGAGGGUCCCUAACACCAACCUGCAAAUGCAUGAGUACUGCAAAAGGUCCUCCCAGUCCCGCCAGGGGAACGUCUGUGGGUCCAGCUUUCCACACUGCAACAUCUCCACCACAUCCAACGGCUCCAGGGGCGCCGCGAAACAUCAGAGAACUGGUUCCUUGUCUCACAGCCCGGAUCAAAGAACCCGGGCAGCCCAUUGGUUAGCUCCACGCAGGACCCCGCCCAUACCCAGGGGAAAGCUGAAUCCGAUUGGAGGAUCCAAAUAUUCAGGCCCCGCCUACCAACACCUGCAGGAAGUGGACUCUUGUGAGGCUGAAGCACAAAGAGGCUGCCAAAUGCACGCGGAGAACCAAUGUGACGACCCCAGACGAGAUGCCUUCCUACAUAUGCAAACUCCUGUUUCCAUGGAGACGUCGUCGUCGCCAUCGCCUUGGAGCGGCCGCAUGGAGGCGCGUUCAGGCCCGUUCGAGCACGCCGAUCCCAAUCCCAUCACCCGCAGCCUGCGCAGGCCCGGACGCCGCCACAGCAACUCCCCGCCACCUCCGUUUCGCUCCUGCUCCAUCCCCAUCAUCCCUUCCGUCCAGUGUCACCAUGACGACGAGGUGUCCUGUAUGCAAACCAGCGUCACGCCGGCGACAACAACGAUGUCAGUCAUCCGCGCAGCCGCGCCCUGCAAGGAUGUGAGGAGGGAGAAGGCGGCGCACGCCACGUUUUUUCUUCUUUCUUCUUCUUCCUACUCGUCCGCCGUUGGUCCGCAGCAGGACGAGGUGGCGCUGCUGCUGGAGGAGGCGCAGGAGCAGCUCAGGGCGUUGGCGUUGGCGCACAGGAAGCAGGAAGACGGGGGGAUCAUCGGCAGCAUCGGACCGACGGCUGCCCCGGUGGAGGCCAGAGAAACUGUUUGCUUCCUGAACCUUAAUGGAGGAAGUGCUGGAGCGCUGAGCUGUAACGGACCCACGCAGACCCAGUUACUCAGCCCCAGCCUAUCACACAGAGACCUGGGCCAGAGCAGCCAAUGA
Anoplopoma fimbria (sablefish) is the source of this 2166-nucleotide messenger RNA. RefSeq names its product pro-neuregulin-3, membrane-bound isoform. Gene Ontology annotation, molecular function: chemorepellent activity. Lineage: Eukaryota; Metazoa; Chordata; Actinopteri; Perciformes; Anoplopomatidae. Gene Ontology annotation, biological process: intracellular signal transduction; animal organ development; nervous system development. The record is from RefSeq and is a predicted model, not a curated record.